AAACUUACUGCACCAGCUACAUCAGCCUGUGUUUCCUCCCCACUCCCCCAAACACCAUCUACCUGACCUAAGUUUGUCAUGUUGCUACUACUUCUGGGAGCCUGUGCUGUGGUAGGUCCAUUCCAGGGCCCUGAAUGGGAGCCAGUGAGGGACCUCCUGUCCCAGGAUCAAAGUUGCAAGGAUCCGCAGUGCUGUGGCAAUCUGCUUGUCUCCUGCCUCUUUCUGAUCUGGCAGAUCCAACAGUGUUGGUACAAGUUCUCCAGGACCAGGAAGAAGAAUGCCACCAAGGUGCCACCACAGAGACGGGAAGUAUUGUCUGCCACCCAGGACAACUUCUUUCUGAUGAGUCCUGAAUUCUUUACUCAUGGAAGAAACAGGGGCCUGGAUGUUCACAUCCAACCGUGGAUACAGAAGCGGAGGUGGGGAUACCAGAAGACUGUCAGACAACAGUGGGACACCCAGUACCUGCUGUCUCCACAGAGGCCAUGUCAAGACCUGCCUUGGGAUGUCCACACCUCCAGUGAGCCCAUUUUUUGUACCUCUUCAUUUUCAAGCACUUGCCUUCUCCUUCAGAACAAUUCUUGGGAAGCAUGGCAGUUACCCUGGUACCCCAGGGAUAGCCAGGACCACCCUUCCCUGGCUAUAUGCCAAAGAGUGGAGCAGCUGCUGGCUCCUCCUCAUACGCUGGUGCCAGUCGAGCCUGUUAGCCUGAGGUACACCUCCACAGCUUUUGCCGUCUCUCUUCCAAACUUCCCUCCAGCUCAGAAUCUAAACUUCUGCCUCAGAGAGCUUCUGCCUGAUCCCCUUAUCCAACAAUUGGAAAUGCCCACCAAAGAAUGCUUGGAGACCCCACAAGGUCCCUUAGUACCAUGGGGCAAAACCAAGACAGUAGGCAGAGAUUAUAGUGAAGCUUCUCUGCAAUAUCGAAACAAGAGAAAGAGCAGAAGGGAGGGUGCUCAGGAAAUACGAGCAUCUGGAGCCUUCUGCCCAACAGACUCUGGAGUGGAGGAGGAUGGACAGGCUAAAGCCCUGGGGUACAGAAACCAGAGGCAAGAAAUAAGGGAAAUUGAUGGUGAGAUCUCAGUGCCAGGGUGGGAGAGGCAAGAUCAGGUGAAGAUGGCAGAUAGGGAACAAACUGAGAAACUACAGAGGAAAGCCCAGAGGGAGCCUGGAGAUGAGAAACCUCCUUUCCAGGCUCAGAUAGGAGAGAACCAAGAACAGUUCAGAUAUCAAACUGACAUAGCAACCCAAACACCAACGUGGGUCGACCAGGAGGAUGCUGCUUCACAGACUCCAGCACUAGGGACAAAUGAGGAAGAAGCCAGAGGGAAGGAAGAGGCUGAGGUGGAGGCCCAAGGAUUGGAAACUCAGGACUGGACAGGAAGUAAGACUGCCGAGAAUUCUCAAAUGCUAAAGUGGAGGACACAAGACCAGAUGGGAGGCAAUACUGGUGCAGAAAGUGAGGCAGAGGAAGGAAGAAACAAGGAGCAGAUCGGAAGUGUGAAAAUCCAGACAUCUGGAAGGGAGAAUCUGGGAGAAUUCAAACAGGACAACAAAGAGACCCAGGCCCUGGGGUGGGAGAAACAGGGAUGCGUUAGAACUGAUGAGGUCCAGACUCCAGCUGGGGAGCAUGGAGGACAGAGCAGCAGUGAGAGUGACGGGAAGACCCAAGCAUCUAAGGGAGAGAACCAGGAUCAGUCAAGGCAGGAAGUUGAACUGGGGAUGAGGAAGCUCAGGGAGGUAAGAGAAGAGGACUGGGUGGUGAUUCGGGCGCCAUGCUGGGGCAGCCAGACGCUCCGGCUGAUGUCAGUAGACAGAAGACCCAUGAUACCAUGCUGGGAAGACCAUAGCCAGACCAGAGGAGAGUGCAUUGUAGACAUCCUGUCCCUGCAAAGUGACCGAAGAAAAGAUAGAGAUGCUGAUGCAGCAAAUCAGGCGACUCCCAAGGCCAAGGAGCAGGCUCAAUCCAGUGAAUCUGACAAGGAGACUUACACAGUACCGAGCCAGGAUGAGGAAAAGACUGAAGAGGAAAAUGGAACAGAUGCUCUGGCACAAGAGAAGAGCAACCUGAGAGGGGUUAAAGGCACGGAUGAAGCACAGACCCAGAAACUUGGGGAAGAAAAUCAGGGUCAGUUAGGAAAUGAAUCCCAUAAAAUGAUUCAUGGCCCAAAAUGGAAGAAUCAGAAACAGGUUAGAGGCAAGGACCGUAUAAAUAACCAGACGUCUGAGGAAGAGAACUGGGUGGAGCUAACAAGUAAGAAAGUCGAUGCAACCCACGAUUCAGGGUGUGAGGAAGCUGAGGAGGCUGAGGGUGAGGACUGCACAUAUGGGAUGAGAAUGGUGAGAGGAGCCGGAGGGGAGGAAGGUACAGAGACCAUGGCAGCUGUGGAAGAAAGCCAGAGCCGGUUAGGUGAUGUGGGUACAAACACCCAUUCAUCAGAAUUAAAGAGCCAGAAGAAGGUGGGCAGUGAGGAUGCAAAAGAAGCUCAGGCCCCGGAGAAGAGAAACCAGACAGAACCCGGAGAUAACGAUAUUAAGACCCAGAGACCUGAGAGCAAGAGCCAGGGACAGUUGGCUGAAGCUGGAGGGGGCAGGAAACAGGCUAAAGGAGAGAGUACUUCAGAAAAUGGGGCAUUGGAGAAGAGAAACCAGAGAAAGGCUGCAAGAGAGGGUUGUAGAAGGGUGCAGCGGUCCAGGAGACGGUUAGGCGAAGUUGAUGGAAAGACCUACCACUUAGAGGGGAAGGACCAGGAGAAUUUUAGAGAUGGGGAUGAUGUGGAAAGUCAAAAACAAGGGAAGAGAAACCCAGUAAGUUUCGCAGGUGAUGAUGGCUCAGAGACCCAGGCCUCUGUGGGAGAGGACCAGAGACAGUCUGUGUGUGAAGCUGAUGAAGAGAGUCAGACAGGGGGGCAAAGAAUCCAGAGCAAGCAUAGAGACACUGCUACAGAAAUCCAGGAUGUCGGGGCCCAGAGUAAACACAGAGCCGAGGAUUCUAAACUGUCUCAUCCAUCCAGGAGAGGAGACAAGGGCCGGGGCAGCAGGAAGGAUGCUGUUAGGCCCAGACCCCCAGAUGACUCUUCUGGGAGAAUGGGGCCCACAAGUCAGAAGUGUAGCCCUGCUCAGCCGGCUUCUCUCACUUCUGCAUAUGGAACCCCUAGACACAAGCAACCAAUGGCUGGAAAUGGUGUAGACUCAGCUCCCUGUUCUGACAAACAUCUAAGUAGCCGGGGCACAGCCCCUGCCCGGAAGCAUAGACAUGAAGUCAGUGAAAGGUCCCAGCGGGCCCGUCCUGGUUCUCAAAGAAGACAAGAAAGGGGAAAAAGGGUGGGCCCGGGAAAGGCUUCCAGCCCGAUCUGCCAGGACCCCUACUCACAGUCUCAGGCAUCCUCUGUCUUUCCCUCUCUCCUAUUUCCCCAAGUCUCCCAAGCUGUCCCAGCGCUAGCAUGCGUACCAGUAGCUCUCAAAACCUUUCACAAAUGGCCAGCCCUCAAGAAAAGCAAACAUCUGCUCUUGGAAUCCCUCAUGAAGAGGAGGAUUGCACAUCUGAGGUGGGGCCUCCCUCGACGAAUCCUGGAGUCUUACUUGCUUUUUCACUUCUUAGAAUCUUGCUCGUUGCCGCGGACUGGAGUGAGGCUGUCUGAAUUUCGCAAAGACCAGGAACACCAAAGGCAGCAGGAACGACAUUGUGAGUCUCAAAGAUCCCGGUUAGGCCUCGAGUCUCCAGCCAGGCCUCAAAGUCGACCAGUUCUUGAAAAAAAAAGUUCUAAACUUUGUACCCAAGUCCAGGCUGUCAAGAACCAUAGACCAACCAAGGCGGAGGCAAAGAGCAGCUCCAUUCCACCUAAGACACCCAGGAGAAUAGGACCACCAGGGGGCGCAAGAGAACCACAGAUCCAGAAAGAGGCCUCUAAGGCCAAGAUCCCCGCUCCAAGGAAUCCCAGGCCUGCGGUAGAGUCUAGGAGCUGGCAUAACCCGCGAGGAGUCUCAGAGUUUUCCACUGAGAACAGCAGAAGCAGAAAAAUGAUUAGACCCGGACUCUCCCAUGUAGAAGAGACGACUUCCAGAAGAGUGGACGUCUCAUCCUGUCCAGAAGGCUACAAUCCUCGGAAAAAGGAGUGCAUAAAAGCAUCCAUGGAAGCGUCUGAGCUUCCCAUUAGCAAGUGUCAGCAGACCACUUGCAGAAAAAGUGAAAGCGUAGGACCUUCAGAGGACAGAAAACGAGCCUGUUCUGCACAUAUCUCCAACUUCAAAGGGAGUAUCCAAUCUGCUGCAGCCAGGCUGAGCACCAGCAUCUGGAGCAAGAUGUCAUGGUCGACACAGCCGAGGAAUCCUACCCCACUUAACAAAGUGGGGGCCCUAGAUACAGAGGAGGACAGAAGCAGACUCCUCACUGCUUCGGAUAAGGACCUUGAGUCAUCAGGGCAUUCUUGUACAGGAGGAACUGUUCCUAAGAUAGAGAGCUACCAGGAACACGAGACACCUGGGAACUCAAAGGAGGCACUGCAAAAUCCAGCAGUCUCACAAAAGUUUGGCUUUAUGAGGCACCUGAGAUAUUUUCUCAGACAGUAUGGCCUUAAAAAGUAGGCGGCAGGCCCAGAGUCCUUAGGACAUGUCAGAGUGACCUGCUCUGUCUCAGAGCCUCUAGUAAAAUUGGUUAUUUGGAUCCUGCAGGAGUGCAGGGUCCUUUGGCA
This is a messenger RNA of Mastomys coucha (southern multimammate mouse), 4691 nucleotides long. RefSeq lists its product as uncharacterized. The coding region runs from base 79 to 4584 and encodes 1501 amino acids. NCBI's taxonomy places the organism in Eukaryota, Metazoa, Chordata, Mammalia, Rodentia, Muridae. The transcript has 2 exons. The record is from RefSeq and is a predicted model, not a curated record.